AUGGUUGUGGUUGGGGUCGCGGUGGUUCUGAUGGUGCCUCCCCUGGUCUCGGCGGCUCAUCGGGCUGGUGCUCAUUCUGUGAAUGCACCGCCUGCGCCUCCGCAGCUCAACACUACGUCGUUUGCGCGAUGCUUGGUGGGGAGCCAGGCCAAGUUUGAUCUUGCGGCAGAGGUCAAGGACCACGAUCUCGAGGCCUGGGAUCUGCUGCUGGUGUGGCUCUCGGUCUAUGCUGGCGAGCGGUUCCCGGGCGUCAAUGCCACCUUUCAGCAGCCGGCGUACGAGCGAUGGAGCGUUCCGUUUUGGGCCGAGGAGAAGGCGUUUGCCAUGGCGAUGGUGGCGGCUGCCAACAAGGCCGCCAGUCAGACCAUGACACCGGGCGAGACGUAUGCGAUGGCGCUUGAGGCGUGCUCGCCGGGCACUACCUCGCCAAAGGAUGCCUUUUGCGCUGCCCUCAUCUCGCACAACGUGUUCCGGCUGCUCGGCCGGUACAUGAAGAACGUCGACAAGGACGGCGUUGACUUUUCGCCCGACUGGUUUGUGGCCAACAAGACCGUGUGGAUCUCGACCUACAUUCCGGCCAUCCACGAUGCGCUCAUUGUACUGCGGCGUGACAAGGUGACCGAGAAGUGGGGAACCUGGUACCAUCUGCACGGACUGGUUGCGUAUGGCCUGCAGGAGAUGGCUGUUCUUGGCGUCGAGGCUGGAACCAAGUGGGAGGACAUUGUCGUGGCUCUCGACACGCUGCUCAACCCGAUCCUGGCCGGCGGACCGGAGGACCCGGUCAAGGCGCGCGAGGACCGCGAGUCGGUGGAGAUCGCCGCCCAGCUUGUCGCGCUCGUCUCAGACCCUACACCGCUCCCUCCGUACUCUCCGGCGGCUUGCGCUAGUAAGAUCGGCUAUGUUCUUGCGCCGUGGGAUCCGACCAUGUAA
Messenger RNA from Thecamonas trahens ATCC 50062, 930 nucleotides. RefSeq lists its product as uncharacterized. The coding region runs from base 1 to 930 and encodes 309 amino acids. The record is from RefSeq and is a predicted model, not a curated record. Lineage: Eukaryota; Apusomonadida; Apusomonadidae. The transcript is spliced from 2 exons.